This is a messenger RNA of Patiria miniata (bat star), 927 nucleotides long. RefSeq names its product mandelamide hydrolase-like. The record is from RefSeq and is a predicted model, not a curated record. The transcript has a single exon. NCBI's taxonomy places the organism in Eukaryota, Metazoa, Echinodermata, Asteroidea, Valvatida, Asterinidae. The coding region runs from base 201 to 923 and encodes 240 amino acids.
GAUGCUUAUGGUCAGUAUACAAGUACAAAGUCCACGAGCCAGGGUCCGACAUCGGCACAGUGCAUGGACCAUUGACCAAAUAAAUUAUAUCUCAUUGGGUAUCUCUCAGAUUUUCUCAGAUGGCCGCACUCCUCCAAAUAUUACAAACCUAUAAUGCGAGUCAACUUUUGAUGUGAUCCCUUGAUGUACGCCUCGGGUCAAUGGGGUCAGCUGGCUGGCUGCCACAUGGUCGGCGUUAUAACCCGUUAAGCCUAUUUAUCGAGGAACUGAAACCGGGGCAGAUCAGGAUCGGGGUGCCCCGACCUCAGUUCUGGGAAGGUCUAGACGCCGAAGUGGAGGAGUACGCAGAGCGGUUUUUGGUCAGGCUGAAGGAGAAGAGCUUUGGGAUUGUAGAGGUGCCAGAGAUUCCCGGAUCGAGGGAGUUGCCGGAAAUAUACUUCACCAUCAACCAAGAGAUCAUACCUCUGCUGGAGGAGUAUCUGAGCUACCACGGCCAUGACGUCACUGUGCAAAGCAUCAUCGACAAGAUCGCCUCCCCAGAUGUAAAGGAACUUUUUCAAUACGCGAUGGAGAAUUGUCCAACCGAGAAGGAAUGCAAGAACGCAGUGGCUACCAGGGAAGAGGCCAAAAAGAAUUUGAUGACCUACUUCGAGGACCACCGCCUGGACUGCAUCAUUGUCCCGGCCAACAAGAUCCCGCCGCCUACCUUACGCGCUUUCGAGGAUCGAAAUACCGAACUCCGGAGGCUGAUCACGCAGAAUGUCGACUUCGGCAGCAACUGCAACAACCCUUCGCUUGUUAUUCCCGGCGGGAUUGCACAGCGUAGCGGUGUUCCCUUCGGCAUGCAGAUCGAGGGAUACACGGGCAGUGACAGGCGGGUGAUUGCCGUGGCGGUAGCUAUUGAGAAAGCGCUGAACUUGUAAACAU